UCGCUGUAGCUGGGAGGGAGGUGUGCUGCGUGUCUCUCUGCGGACGUGGAGGCCAGGACCUUAGGCGCGGUCGGCGCUCGCCCACAACGACGACGACGACAACGAUAUCGCUCCCGUCGUUCUGUGAUUGGGUAUGGAGAGCUCAGGUGGAGCUCUCUCUGUCUGCCACGUGGCCACCCGGGAUUCCCUGCGCGCACACGGUGGUUGUGCUAGCUCCUCGUUGACGGUGAAAGAUUGCGGAGAAGGGGGUGCGGGUGGGAAGGCAGACGAGGUGCACGCCUACACGCUGGCGCCAUGCGUAUCGUCGGGAGGAUGCGCGCGAGCGGACCCCGUGCCGGCGCAGUCGUCGUCGUCGUCGGCGGCGACGACGGCGCCCUCGAAAGCGCAGAGCAGAGGGUCGCGCCUGCGCCGAGAGGACAAAGAAGGGCGAGACAGGGCGGCGAUCGGCAGAAGUACAAAGCUGCAGUCGCGCAGGUGUCAGCAGCCAACGGAAGCAGCGCUAGAUAACGAAGAUGGCGUGGCCGGAGGAGGCUUACCUCUGAUUGGAAGGGAGGGGAACGGUGCGCGAGUACGCGCCAUUAUUCCAGAUGGAGGACGAAGCUCAGGGGCUGCUGAGAAACUUGCCGCGGAUGGUGACGAAUGCCUGUCCAGAGGGUCGCAGCGAUUCAACACCAUAGAAACUACCGACCUAAGGGGAGCCAUGGGGGAUGAUGAUCCGGGUGAAGUUAUUGAUAUCUCCCCCACCGGCCAUUCCGUGGGCUCUUUAGAGUGUAUUUCGCGGUGCAGUGGGGGAGGGCCCGGAAAAGGGGGGGAUGGCUCCAAUGCGAACAGAGGGCGUAGGGAAUGGAAUGCCGCGCCCGACGCUCAGCCGUUGCCUUCGUCUUUGAUUCGAGCUGGGGAUCGUGAGUGUGGAGGAGAGGAAGGGAGGGAAGAAGAGGAGGUGCUGGUAGAUGAGGGGGAGGAUGGGCUUGGCGGAGCGGAGACUGGUCCGAGGAAGAUGUACGUGUACGAUAACACAUUCAACGUUUUGCCGUCCGAAGUGGGGUGUCUUCAUUCGUUACAAGUGCUGAAGUUUUUUUCCAACGAGGUGCGGCUCAUCCCUAGAGAAAUAGGCGGCAUCAGCUCGCUGGAACAGCUGUACGUGAAAACUGAGCCUGUGGGGAUGAGCGUGCUGCCUCCCUUAGGUCGACUCCGCUCUUUGAAAGCUCUGGAACUCCAUGAGGCACCAGCUCGACCCUCUGUAAGAGCUCUGCCAAGCGACAUCAGCCAGCUUGAGUCCUUGACGAGGCUCGCCGUCUGCCACUAUGGAAUCACGUCUGUUCCAGCGGACAUAGGAACGCUGAAGCAACUGGAGGAGCUGGAUCUGUCUUUCAAUAAGAUCACGCUGCUUCCCCCUGAGAUUGGGGAAUUGAAGUCGCUCAAGACUUUGUAUGUUGCGAGCAACAAACUGAGAAGUCUGCCGAUCCAGCUGUCUGAUUUGGUCAGCCUGACAGAUCUGGACGUCGCGCACAAUAAAAUAACAUCUCUUUGCAAUCUGCCGUUGACGUCGAUGACUGCGCUCGUCUCUCUCAAUGCCAAGUGUAAUAGGCUGCAAGUUGCAUUUCCUGUGCCAAGUUGGAUUAAAUGCAAUCUUGAAGGGAACGAGGGUAUUGGAAGUGCUGCUCUGGACAAGGAUGAAGAAGAGCGCAGAAGUGUAGACUCAGGACUGGCGUGUGCAGCGACGGAUAGUCCACGUGCUUCCCUCAAAGGUUGUGAGCAGCAUGAUCGAAGUGGGAGUCGUGUAAAUAAAUGGGAGACAAGGAGGGAACGAGAGAACGUGACUGGCAAUGCGUCCAGGGACAUUGAACAGCGAGAAGAGGAUGAGAACGCGAGUAGUAGGUUAGCAUCUGUAGAGGGUGAUGAAGAGGUAACUUGUUCAGGUAGGGGAGAAGAGGAGGGUUGUGUGGAGAGGACACAGUCUGGGGCAACUGAAGCUAGUGAUGCAGAGCAUGCGGGUGCUGUGAGAGUCAACUCGUCGCUGCCUUCAAGGGAGGAUACAGAUGCAUCCGAUGUUUGUGGCAAAGUUGGCAGCUUUGCUGGAAGUCAAAGGUCUCUGGCAUCGGGUGAGGGAAGGGUCACUGUCGUGGGAGUGCCCUCUACGGAGAGGGGGAAUAAGGUCAGGGCAUUUCGAAGUAGGAUGAGGCCGUUUGAAGGCGAACUUAGGAAGGCAAGGCUGGGGGCUUUGGAAGAGCCUGACAGGAGUCCGUGUGAUGGACAACAGUGUCAAGAUGGCGGACCGAACUCGUGCUCAAGCAAAGUGUACGAUGGGGCGGAAGUAGCAGGCCAAGAGAAUGGAAGGGACGGUGGUGAGAGUGCUGGUCCAGCUGAGGAGCAGUUGCGCCUUGGCAGACGUUCUCUGGGGAGAAACGAGGAGGCCAUGAUUCCAAAUAAACGAAUACGGCGGUCGUCAGCUGGGUUCUCCGAGGUUGCUCGAAAGUAUCAUCAAGAGUCUUUCUGUGGUUUUGAUGAUCGCUUGGAAGAUGGAUUUCAUGAUGCUGGCAGAGAACGCCCGUUCUUGUCGCUGGAUGUGCUGGAGAAAGAACCUCCUUGCCUGGAUUCUCGGGAAGUCAUCGUGGUUGACAGGGGAAAAGAUGAGGAUCUGGAUCUGGCUCUUGGCACUGUUCGGAAACUGCUGGUGGGCCGAUCUAGCACAUCAUGGGGGAGGAGUGAGGGCUGUGGCAAAGAGGCAAGCCAGAACAAGGAGUCGGUUUCAGCGGAGCUUGUACGGCUGCAUGUGACGAUCCUUGCACAGUUUGUCUCUGACUGGUUUGGUGGGAGUGAUAAAGCUCAGCUGGUCAUGUCGAUGCGGACUGCCAUGCUUGGAGGCUCGCGAGUCCCUGGAUCAAAAGACUGUGCUUGUGUAUGUAGUGAGUUAGGACAGGGGUGGGGCGCUCGAGCUGUCUGUGGCAACGUCCUUUCUGAUAGGCAGACAAGAUUAACAUAUGGAUUGGAAGCAGGAAUUCAGCUGCCAAGCGUCCAGCUUUUGUGUGGAGAAAGUGUGAGGGUUCUGAAGGCGCAGCGGCAGUCAAACAUCGUACCCAUUGGAGCUCUGAAAUAUGGCAUAUGUAGGCAUCGGGCAAUCAUGCUGAAGUACCUGUGUGAUCAUCUGGAUCCUGCGAUACCUUGUGAGCUUGUCCGAGGGUAUAUGGACAACAUUCCACAUGCAUGGAAUGUGGUGCUGGUGGGAGGCGUGCGAAUGCUGGUGGAUGCCUGCCGGCCUGCUGACAUUCGACCCGAAACUAAUGCUGAAUACCUUUGCAGGUAUUUGCCACUGAAACGAGUGUCUUUGCGGGCAGGUGAACGGGAGGUUCUUGAUUUGCAGAGGCUUCUUCUGCAUGAGGAGAUUGGCCGAGGGGCCUCGGGAGCAGUUGUUUAUCGAUGCACAUUAGGGGAUGUUACCGUUGCUGCUAAAGUGAUGAGGUCGACUGGAAUCAAUGGUUGGUUGUGUCAUGGCAACAAGGAGGUGAUGGGUGGGGUUGCCUGUCCGCAGAGAGAUUUCACUCUGCCACUGAGUGAACUGCGCUUGUUAGCAAGCUUGCCUCGCCAUCCAAGCAUCGUAGAGUUCUACGGCCACCACAUCUUUACUGAUUAUUAUGGGAUGACCUCGGGGCAGGAAAGGUGUAGUUCAGCACCAGAGACGCAGAACAAUGGCCGAGUGGCAUAUGGCCUGAUGUUGUUCAUGGAGUAUGUUGCCGGCGGGUCUUUGGAGGGUUACCUUGCAAGAUGCCGUGAGCGGGGGGAUCAAUUGUUUCCUGUGGCGAUCAGUGUCCGGAUUGCGAGAGAGGUGGCUAAAGGAAUCGCGUGGCUUCACUCUCAGGGGCUGAUUCACAGAGAUAUCAAGAGCAGCAAUAUUCUGGUGGACGUUGAAGGAUGGGAUGCAGAGGACACCAUUCCUAAGGAGGAGGACAGUGAGAGCACUCUUGAUGGGGAUAUCCAACAGGAAAAGAAGAAGAAGAACAGUACAGCUAAUGAUGACAAGGACGGUCAACCGAGCUCUACCAGAGGGAAUGGCAGGCCUUGGGUAGUCCGUUCUGUGAAGAUUUGCGACUUCAGCACUGCAGUCCAUCUUGCAUCGUCAUCACAGAUGACGCAUGCCAGAGGCAGGGAAGGAAUGUGUUGUAGCAGCAGCUGUCACUGGCGAGCGCAGCUUUGUGACACUCCCCCAGCCGAUAGAUGUGUUGGGACACCGAGAUGGAUGGCUCCUGAGGUUCUGAGGGCUAUGUAUAUGCAAAAUGCGUAUGGACCGCAAGUCGAUAUCUGGUCGUUUGGCUGUCUGCUGGUGGAGCUUUUGACCCUGGCGGUUCCUUAUGAAGGCUUGUCAGAUGCCUGUGUCCAAUCGCACAUUCAGUCUGGACAGCGGCCAGGCUUGCCUGUGUCUCUGCAGGAGUGGCUGCCGGGAGCUGCUGCCGAAGGAGCACCGGAUCAGAUCACUGCGCUGGUGGAUGGGGACGAGGAGAAGCAGGCACUUCGCACACUGAUAGAGUUGUGGCAUGAAUGUACAAGAAUGUCGCCUUCGCUUCGACCUACCGCGGACAUGAUAGUGCGCAGGCUGGAUGAUCUGGACCUCGUCAAGAAUCAGAGGGCAACAGCCACUCCCACGUGGCAGCAGGAGGAGGAGGUAUCGGGAACGGGGUCCAUGGAUAAGCGCGUGGAGAAGGGGGCAGAGAAGACGGGAGAUGAGGUGGCAAUUGUUUCGACUCAAGGCAUGCGAGGACGAUGUGGGACGACGGACUCGUCAGGUGGUUCUCCACGAAAGAACGAGGCGGCAGUUCCCGUGAGCGUGUUCAUUUCGGACCAAGAGACCGCACAGGCAAUCGAAUCUGUGGCCUGAUUCCAUUCCACGAGGCCCCGUCGUUGAAAUUUGGGAAGAAGCCUGAUGAUGGAACAUAAAGAAGGUGAGGGGGUGAUAGCACGGGGGCUGCGUGCGCCAAGGGCGUGGAGGGAAUGUUUUGUUUUGUUACUUAUUUCAAGUUCAUCUGACACACUCCCCCAUGGUCCAGGGGGGUGCAAAAUUGCAAAUUACAUUAGAACGGAGAAGAGAUUUGUUGCUGUUGUAGGUUGAUCUUGCACGAUUUAAGCUUUUUUUUUUUUUUUUUUUUUUUUUUUGGCGCAGUUUUUUUGUACUUGCUGGAGGUGAAGACAGGCUGGCAGCCUAUUGGUUUUGAUGUGGGGACUGGCAUGUCGCUUGUUCUUUUCGUGAGAAGGGGGCUUGGAUGUAAAAGGGGGGGGUAUGGUGGAAGGGGACAGACAUGCCGAGGAAGGAGUCAAAACAGCCAUGCUCCCACCAAUAUAUACGUCAUUGAGGAAAAAAAUGGAGGGUGAGACGACCUCCGCUCAAUGCAGAAUCCCUUUUCUGGUUUGGGAACAUGCAGAAGAAGAAAAUCGUUUCAUUCUUGAUGAAGCAAUAGUGUGGUGGAUUGCUAACCUUAGUGGUAGGCAAGAGUCUGGCUUGCAACGGUUCUGAGCCACUGCCCUUUUGAGCGCUAGAAGGUUGCACAUCUCAUGUUUUGCUUAGCGGAUGGUGAACCUGAACAGGCGAGGCCUAUGACUGGAACGGGGCGCCAGGGAGAAUGUUUUGAGCGCGCAGCAAAUCAGGUCAGCGAUUUCUCUGUCUCUUUGCAUCGUGUGUGUCUGUUGGGGCGAUGCGUGCCCUCUCCCAUGGUUUACAUUCCAGAUACGAGGACUAGGCAAACCCAUGUCGAGUGUUCUCCAGCGUUGGGAGCGAUAUAGUGAGAGGAGAUCAAGACAAGGUAAGUUUUUUCUUAGAGGUAGUUUUGUGUUUGUAAGCUGAUCGAUCGGCAGUGGACAGAAUUUUGCAAGGACAGCUUUCUGUGCACUGUCGAAGAUUCCGGGGUCGGCCAACUUCUAGGAAGUUGGUGUUUGUUUGGUAUUCCGAUGCAUGGGCAAUAUUGUGUUUCCUGUACAAUUGCAGUAGAGGACAGCAACUUCAGAAGCUCGGGUCCCUGCUAUAGCCUAUAGGAGCAUGCGUCAAUGGGCGAAAGGACGAGAAGAUCACAAAAAGAGAAGGAUUGUAUGGCAUGGGGACAGGGCUUUGCAACUCUGCAAACUUUAUGAAAGGCAACAAGGUUUGUGGUCUCGGGCAGUUAGUCGCUCAUGUUGUAAAUAGGAUUUGUGAUUCCCAAUUCUUACUUAGGGGGUUGUUACAGUUUUUCCCCUCUUUUUUUUUCUCAGGAACAUUUGUCUAAAUUAGCAGGUCAUCCUUGUUUAUUGGGCUUGUUUAUCGGGCCUGAAGGAAUGUGCCUGAGGGAGUGACACCGAGGGGGAGAGGUGGACGGGGGAGGACAACGGGUGCUUCUGUCGUAACCUACAAAGUUUCUCCUCCUUCCCUCCCUCCCUCUUUGUCUCUCUAUCGACCUGCAUUGCCCACCACCAGUGUGCCUGUUAGCCUGCUUGCCUUCCUGUCGUAUCUCUCUUGCUCCCUCCCUCCCUUCCUCCCUUUGUCCGUCUUCGCCUCUCUCUCUCUCUCUCUCUCUCUCUCUCUCUCUCUCUCUCUCUCUCUCUCUCUCUCUCUCUCUCUCUCUNUCUCUCUCUCUCUCUCUCUCUCUCUCUCUCUCUCUCUCUCUCUCUCUCUGUGUGUGUGUGUGUGUGUGUGUGUGUGCUGCCAUACAGUUGGAAAAUGUGCCUAUGACAAACUGCAUCAUGAAAUGUUUACCUUUGCAUGGGUUGGAUGCCCCUCAGCCAUCCAUGGCUAAAUCGAGUUGAGAACGACUGGACUCUACCAUCU
This is a messenger RNA of Chara braunii, 6784 nucleotides long. The record is from the annotation of a GenBank genome assembly. NCBI's taxonomy places the organism in Eukaryota, Viridiplantae, Streptophyta, Charophyceae, Charales, Characeae.